CUCUGUUUAUUCUGUGACCAGAUUCCUUCUGAAAGGAGGCAGGCCUUGCCUGCCUGAAGCCUAUUGGCCGGAAUUGCUCCGGACCCACCCUUUCUUUUUCAAGGCACACACCACAGCGAAGUCUGUGCGGAAUCCUAAACCAGCCCAAUUUACAUCCAUUCAUGAAUCUGUGACGUCAGCAAGCCUCCGGGCUCCUUGGCGGUGGGCUGUUGGAUUGUGUGGGCGGAAUCCCCCUCCCCCUUAUUUUUCUAAUCUUGCAAGGCUUUUUAAAUUAACCUUUCAUCUUUUUAAAGCAAGAAAAUGGAACGGCAUGUGUAGGAAUUCUUCAUUGUUGUCUCCGAGCCCGCUCCCACAUCAGAACUCCGUUCGAAUAGUGCUCUGAGUGCCGUCUCAGGACCGCGGGCACACUCAUGGCACGAUGGCCGGCCCUCAGGAGCACCUGAGCUGCUCCUCCUCCCCGCGCGGACCCCUGAGUGAAAGCAAAACCUUCAGCGGACUACGAGAUGAGCUUGCCCCAGGGGGGAGCCACCCGUCGCCCAAGCUCCCUAAGGACCAGCCGGAGAAGGGGGCGGCUCAAACAGAGCUAGCGGACUGCGUGCACAGCCCCGCGGCCACCACAGUGUUGACGAGUGUGAGCGAGGACUCCAGGGACCAGUUUGAGAACAGCGUCCUUCAGCUGCGGGAACAAGAUGAAUCAGACGUGGCCGUGUCUCAGGGGAACAGCAACACGGCAGGUGGAGAGGGCGUGAGCGGAACAGAUGACGUCAAGGUUCAGUUCAGCAGCUCCAGCAGCAGCGGUGGUGGGUUUCUUGAAGGACUGUUUGGAUGCUUAAAGCCUGUGUGGAAUAUCAUUGGGAAGGCGUAUUCCACUGAUUACAAGUUACAGCAGCAAGAUACUUGGGAAGUGCCAUUUGAGGAGAUCUCAGAGCUGCAGUGGCUGGGUAGUGGAGCCCAGGGAGCUGUCUUCCUGGGCAAGUUCCGAGCGGAGGAGGUGGCCAUCAAGAAAGUGAGAGAGCAGAAUGAGACGGAUAUCAAGCAUUUGAGGAAGUUGAAGCACCCUAACAUCAUCGCUUUCAAGGGAGUGUGUACUCAGGCCCCGUGCUAUUGCAUCAUCAUGGAAUAUUGCGCCCACGGGCAGCUCUACGAGGUGUUACGGGCUGGCAGGAAGAUCACGCCUCGAUUGCUAGUAGAUUGGUCCACGGGAAUUGCAAGUGGAAUGAAUUAUUUGCACCUUCACAAAAUCAUUCAUCGUGAUCUCAAAUCACCCAAUGUUUUAGUGACUCACACAGAUGCAGUAAAGAUUUCAGAUUUUGGUACCUCUAAAGAACUCAGCGACAAAAGUACCAAGAUGUCCUUCGCUGGCACAGUUGCGUGGAUGGCACCAGAGGUGAUACGAAAUGAACCAGUCUCUGAAAAAGUCGAUAUAUGGUCCUUCGGGGUGGUGCUUUGGGAGCUGCUGACAGGAGAGAUCCCCUACAAAGAUGUGGACUCUUCAGCCAUCAUUUGGGGUGUCGGAAGCAAUAGUUUACACCUUCCGGUUCCUUCCACUUGCCCUGAUGGAUUCAAAAUCCUCAUGAAACAAACAUGGCAAAGUAAACCUCGCAACCGACCUUCGUUUCGGCAGACGCUCAUGCAUUUAGACAUCGCGUCCGCAGAUGUCCUUGCCACGCCACAGGAAACUUACUUCAAGUCUCAGGCUGAAUGGAGAGAAGAAGUAAAGAAACACUUUGAGAAGAUCAAAAGUGAAGGAACUUGCAUACACCGAUUAGAUGAAGAACUGAUUAGAAGGCGCAGAGAAGAGCUCAGGCAUGCUUUGGAUAUUCGAGAACACUAUGAGAGAAAACUAGAGCGAGCUAAUAAUUUAUACAUGGAGCUGAGCGCCAUCAUGCUGCAGCUGGAAAUGCGGGAGAAGGAGCUCAUCAAACGUGAGCAAGCAGUGGAAAAGAAGUAUCCUGGGACCUACAAACGGCACCCUGUCCGUCCAAUAAUCCACCCCAAUGCCAUGGAGAAGCUCAUGAAAAGGAAAGGCGUCCCUCACAAACCAGGGAUGCAGACCAAACGGCCAGAUCUGUUGAGAUCCGAAGGUAUCCCCAGCAUGGAGGCGGCCCCCACUGCAUCCCCUCUGUCUGGAAGCCCCAAAACGUCCACCUCAAGCAGCAAGAGCCGAUACCGGAGCAAACCACGCCACCGCCGAGGGAAUAGCAGAGGCAGCCAUAAUGACUUUGCAGCCAUCUUGAAAAACCAGCCAGCCCAGGAAAACUCACCCCACCCCACUCAUCUACACCAAGCUCAAUCCCAACUCCCUGCUCUGCAGCAGCAAUACCAGCACCCCCCUCCUGCCACGUCUCAGAGCCACCACCCCAGGCUCAAUACGCACGGACAGGACAUUGCAACCUGCGCCAACAACCUGAGGUAUUUUGGCCCCGCGGCAGCCCUGCGGAGCCCCCUCAGCAACCAUGCUCAAAGACAGAUGCCCGGCUCUAGCCCUGACCUCAUCUCCACCGCCAUGGCAGCAGAUUGCUGGAGAAGCUCUGAGCCAGACAAGGGCCAGGCCGGCCCCUGGGGCUGUUGUCAGGCUGACCCUUACGACCCCUGCGCACAGUGCAGGCCAGAACAGUGUGGGUCCUCGGACGCUCCCUUUGCUGAGCCAGCUGGGAGGAGCCCCGACCCUUUCAAGUCACCAGCACACAGUCUCCUCUCAGAAAAUGCCCAAGGUUCUGAGAAAAUAGAAGAAAAUGAGUUCAAUGGCUGCAGGUCUGCUUCAUCCCUUGCUGUCCCCCAUCAUGUCACCCCGCCAGUGCUACCUCGAAAAGCAAGGCCCCUUCAAAAGAGUGGAGAUGAGUCCUCAGAAGAGGAAGAAGGGGAAGUGGACAGUGAAGUUGAAUUUCCACGAAGACAGAGGCCGCAUCGCUGUAUCAGAAGCUGCCAGUCAUAUUCAACCUUUAGCUCUGAGAAUUUCUCAGUGUCUGAUGGAGAGGAAGGAAACACCAGUGACCACUCAAACAGUCCUGAUGAGUUAGCUGAUAAACUUGAAGACCGCCUGGCAGAGAAGCUAGAUGACCUGCUGUCCCAGACGCCAGAGAUUCCCAUUGAGAUAUCCUCGCACUCAGAUGGGCUCUCCGACAAGGAGUGUGCCGUGCGCCGCGUGAAGACGCAGAUGUCUCUGGGCAAGCUGUGUGUGGAGGAGCGUGGCUAUGAGAAUCCUAUGCAGUUUGAAGAAUCGGACUGCGACUCUUCAGAUGGGGAGUGUUCUGACGCCACAGUGAGGACCAGCAAGCACUACAGCUCUGCUACGUGGUAGGGAGAGGUCCGGCCCUGAAGAUGUCCUGACAGCGCUGGCAUCCAGACCCGCCCCACCCCCGAUGCCUCCCGCUCCCUCCCUGCUCUUCUGGUCUGGGAAGGGAACUGCCCCGUCUUUCUUAUCCCUAGAAAUGAGCUGCAAUAACAGGAACAUGAGGCUUCGCAAAUCUCUGGAAAAAAUAUCCAAAUGAGAUUAAGUCUCACUGAACAUUUCAAUCAAGAAUGGCAGGGAUCUAUUUUAUUGAAUAUUCUAGCUACUGUAACAUUGAUAUUUAUUUUUGUUUGACAUUUUAACACUUUGUACUGUAAAGAUUGAACUAUAUAUGAUAUAGAGAGAGAGACACAAUAAUUUCUUGCAAAAAAGAGAGAGAAAGAAAGGAAAAAAGAAAAGAAAAAAAGUGGAAUUUAGGAGUUACAUUCUUGGGAAUUUGUGGGGCCAAGAUGUAUUAUUGCUACUCGAACAGGGGACCAGUUCUUUUGACCAGAGUGACUGAAGAAGAACCAGAGCAAGACGUGUUGAGCAUUUUAGGAAACAAAGAACAGCAAGGGAAAAGCCAUCCCAGGUACCUGUGAGC
Molecule: messenger RNA, 3875 nt
Organism: Artibeus jamaicensis (Jamaican fruit-eating bat)
Lineage: Eukaryota; Metazoa; Chordata; Mammalia; Chiroptera; Phyllostomidae
Gene: MAP3K13
Product: mitogen-activated protein kinase kinase kinase 13
Exons: 14
Coding region: 419-3301 (960 amino acids)
Biological process (GO): JNK cascade; protein autophosphorylation
Molecular function (GO): protein homodimerization activity; ATP binding; JUN kinase kinase kinase activity
Source: RefSeq, a predicted model, not a curated record